CAACAACAACAACUUUGAUUUAAUAAUUUUUUAACACUGUAAUGCUACGUCGAUCAUAUCAUAAUGUUACAGUCGUUACUAGUAGCGUGUUCGUUGUUGUAAUCCGUGCGCGUGUCCUCAUCAAAAUACAUUAAUAUUGUACGUCGUCCUUGCACAUAGUUGCGUCAUACAUAUCAUUUUCCCUUUUCGGUUAGCUAACAAUUCCGUGUCAGGUGUCGCACACAACUGUUGUCGUCCGGCUUCCCACCCCAGCAACUGACGUAAAGAAACCCCAAAAAUUAAAGUAAUAGAUAGAUAGGCAUCGAACGCACGAUCGACGACGAGUGUCAAUUACUAUCCGUGCACAUUUUUGAGUGGAACCACACGCCUGUCCAGUGUGGUGUUGACACUUAAGAUUCGUCGAAAAAUGAACGUCGACGUCUGAGAAUUCACAAUUACGUAGCUGUUCAUAAUAUAAUCGAUAAGCAAUGCCACUCUUCUACAGUGUAGUAGCCAGAGGUAUGGUCGUGUUAGCCAAGCAUGCCAACUACCAAGGCAAUUUUGGAGAAAUUUUGGAAGGUGUUUUAAUCCAGAUAGGACCAGAAAACAAAAAACAAAGUUUACUACAUGACCAUUACUUAUAUCAUUACAUUUGUGAAGAUCAAAUAGUUUAUAUGUGUAUUACAGAUGAUGAAUUCCAAAGAUCCAAAGCCUUUUUUUUCUUAAAUGAAAUAAAACGAAGAUUUCAAGCUACAUAUGGUCAUCGAGCAUCUAAUGCUAUUGCAUAUGCCAUGAAUUCUGAAUUUGCUCCAAUACUUGCUUCUGAAAUGAAACGAUUUUCUAGUCCAAAUGAGUUUGAUACAUUAUCUAAAGUACAUGGAGAAUUAGAUGAAUUAAAAGACAUAAUGGUUCGAAAUAUUGACAGUGUAGCUCUUCGUGGAGAAAAGCUUGAACUAUUAGUUAAUAAAACUGAAAACUUAUGUUCACAAUCCAUGAAUUUCAGAGUACAAAGUCGUACUCUACAACGUUCAUUGUUCUGGAAAAACAUCAAAAUAUAUGUUUUAUUUAUAGCUAUAGGACUUGCUGUUAUAUAUUUCAUUACUGCUUUCUUCUGCGGGUCACUUGCUCUCAAUUGUAGUUAAUUUUUAUGAACUUACAAUAUAUUUCUAAUUUAUACUUAUUCCAAUACAACAUCUCAAAUUUUAUAUG
Molecule: messenger RNA, 1188 nt
Organism: Melanaphis sacchari
Lineage: Eukaryota; Metazoa; Arthropoda; Insecta; Hemiptera; Aphididae
Gene: Vamp7
Product: vesicle-associated membrane protein 7
Exons: 6
Coding region: 468-1121 (217 amino acids)
Biological process (GO): vesicle fusion; exocytosis
Cellular component (GO): membrane; SNARE complex
Molecular function (GO): SNAP receptor activity; SNARE binding
Source: RefSeq, a predicted model, not a curated record